Messenger RNA from Corylus avellana, 2828 nucleotides. RefSeq names its product FtsJ-like methyltransferase family protein. Gene Ontology annotation, cellular component: nucleus; preribosome, large subunit precursor; nucleolus. The record is from RefSeq and is a predicted model, not a curated record. Gene Ontology annotation, biological process: rRNA methylation; maturation of 5.8S rRNA from tricistronic rRNA transcript (SSU-rRNA, 5.8S rRNA, LSU-rRNA); maturation of LSU-rRNA from tricistronic rRNA transcript (SSU-rRNA, 5.8S rRNA, LSU-rRNA). NCBI's taxonomy places the organism in Eukaryota, Viridiplantae, Streptophyta, Magnoliopsida, Fagales, Betulaceae. Gene Ontology annotation, molecular function: rRNA (uridine-2'-O-ribose)-methyltransferase activity; rRNA (guanine) methyltransferase activity.
AAAACCCAACAAAAACCCUAAACACCAAAAACUGAAAGAAGAGCAUAACAGAAGCCAAUGGGGAAGGGGAAGGUAAAGGGAAAGCACCGCUUGGACAAGUACUACCGCCUAGCCAAAGAGCACGGCUACCGCUCGCGUGCCUCAUGGAAGCUGCUCCAGCUCGACGCCAAGUUCUCCCUCCUCCGCUCCUCCCACGCCGUCCUCGACCUUUGCGCCGCCCCCGGCGGAUGGAUGCAGGUGGCCGUCCAGCGUGUUCCAGUCAGCAGCCUCGUCCUCGGCGUCGACCUCGUCCCCAUCGCCCCCAUCCGCGGCGCCCUCGCUAUCGAGCAGGACAUCACCAAGCCUGAGUGCCGCUCUCGCAUCAAGCACAUCAUGGCCGAGCGCGGCUGCCCCGCCUUCGACCUGGUAUUGCACGACGGCUCGCCCAACGUUGGUGGAGCCUGGGCCCAGGAGGCCAUGACCCAGAACGCGCUUGUCAUCGAUGCGGUCAAGUUGGCCACGCAGUUCUUGGCUCCAAAAGGCACUUUUGUCACCAAAGUUUUCAGGUCACAAGACUACAGUUCCGUUGUAUACUGUCUCAAGCAGUUAUUUGAAAAAGUUGAGGUGGAUAAGCCAGCAGCUAGUCGUUCUGCAUCUGCAGAGAUAUAUGUUUUGGGUCUUAAGUACAAGGCCCCUGCAAAGAUUGAUCCCCGCCUUCUUGAUGUGAAGCAUUUAUUUCAGGGAUCCAUAGAACCACAGCGGAAGGUAGUGGAUGUACUUAGAGGAACGAAGCAAAAGAGACACCGUGAUGGGUACGAGGAUGGAGAUACAACUUUGAGGAAAGUGUCCUCGGCUGCAGAUUUCAUUUGGUCUGAUACUCCUCUUGAGAUCCUUGGUUCUGUUACUUCCAUAACCUUUGAUGAUCCAGCUUGUUUGACGAUUAAGGAUCAUGAAUUAACAACAGAAGAGGUUGAAACUCUUUGUGAUGAUCUGGGUGUUCUGGGGAAGCAAGACUUCAAGCAUCUAUUGAAGUGGCGGCUGCAGAUAAGAAAGGCCCUAUCUCCUACACAAAAGGUGAAUUCUACAACUACCACAGAUGUUGAAAAUGAGAAUAAGGAGGAUGAAGAUGAUAGAAUGCUUAAUGAAAUGGAGGAGCUGACAUAUGCUAUGGAGCGUAAGAAGAAAAGAGAACAUAAGCUUCUUGCAAAAAGACGUGCUAAGGACAAGGCACGGAAGGCAACUGGGAUGCAAAUAGAUGCAACGGAAGAUGGUUAUACUGAUCUUGAGUUGUUUUCUCUUUCUUCCAUCAAGGGUAAGAAAGAUCUGGUAGCAGUUGAUGAUUAUGAUGAUGCAAAUGGUGGCUUGAAGGAUCAUGAAAAUGAAGAUACCCAUGAUGUGACACAAGAGCAUUCAUCCACUGAUAUCGACACUGAUGAAGAACGCAGAAGAUAUGAUGAACAAAUGGAAGAGUUUCUUGAUCAGGCAUAUGAACGAUUUGUGGCAAAAAAGGAGGGAAGCACAAAGCAGCGUAAGCGUGCAAAACAAGCCUAUUCUGAAAAUUUGGAGGAUGGUGAUGGCGAUGAUAUUAUUCAGUCCGAUAAUGAUUCAGACAGAGAUCAGGGUGAUCAGGAGAAGAAUCCUCUCAUGGUACCACUUGAUGAAGAAGUGCAAACUCGAGAGGAAAUUACAAACAAGUGGUUCAGUCAGGAUAUCUUUGCUGAAGCUGUAGAAGAGGGAGAUUUGGGGGAUGAUAGUGAUAAUGAAAUGCAGGUAGAUAGGCAGGAGGAAAAACUUUCUAUCCCAAAAAAGUCCGAGGAAAAGGCAGUUAACCCGACUGCAGGGUCUGAUCUCCCUAAACUAAAAGCUUCUAAGGCAGAUGAUGAUUAUGAGGUAGUCCCUGCCCCAGGUACAGAUUCAAGUGAUGACUCAUCCUCAGAUGAAUCAGAGGAUGAAGAUGUUUAUAGAAAAGCCGAGAUAUUGGCUUGUGCAAAGAAGAUGCUGCGGAAAAAGCAAAGGGAGCAGAUGCUGGAUGAUGCCUACAAUAAGUACAUGUUCCAUGACGAUGGCUUGCCUAGCUGGUUUUUGGAUGAGGAAAGGAGGCACCGCCAACAAAUUAAGCCUGUGACCAAGGAGGAGGUUGCUGCAAUCAGAGCACAGUUCAAAGAAAUUGAUGCCCGGCCUGCAAAGAAAGUUGCGGAGGCCAAAGCCCGGAAGAAGCGUGUUGCUCAGAGGAAGCUUGAAGGGGUUCGCAAGAAGGCAAACAUGAUAUCAGACCAAGCAGACAUCAAUGAUCGCUCGAAGAGGAAGCAAAUUGAACAACUAUAUAAGAAAGCUACGCCCAAAAGACCUAAAAAGGAACUUGUGGUUGCCAAGAAAGGCGUUCAAGUGAAGGCUGGCAAGGGUAAAGUCUUGGUUGAUCCACGGAUGAAAAAAGAUAAGAGAACCCGUGGCAUGGGUGGUAAGCCAGGAAAAGGCGGGAAGGGAAAGAACGUCAAAGCCCAGAAAGGUAAAGGAGCUCAGAAAGGUAAAGGAUCUCAGAAUUCAUCGGCGAAGAAGGGGAAAAGAGGAAAAAAGAUGGGCAUGCAUGAUUGAGCUUUGCUAAAUUCACGAAGAAGUUGGUUGCUGCUCCUUACUAUUUUGUUUUUAUCGUCAUUGCUUUUUUUUUUUUUUCUUAAAAAAAAAUUUUGUUUGUGAUUCAGUUGGCAAAGGGCUUUCUUAGAGCUGUGGCAAGCUUUGUUUCUUUUUGUAGAAAUUGGGAAUAAUAUUUAUUUGUGGUUACUUUUUGCUCAGCUGUUAAUCGUCCUUCAACAAUCGGCAAUUGAUUGAGAUUUGAAGCAUGUGAAAACAAA